AUGUUGGGAGUUGGUCCAAUGACAUAUCAAGCGAUUCCAAGGCCAAAGAAGCCGAAGUCUCACGCAAGAGGUGCAACAAUACCAGGAUCUCCCACUCCAGGUCCAUUCCAAACACAAACAGCACCAGCGUCACAAUCAAGCGGCUUUGGUGGAUUUGUUAAUGCUCAAGUUCACCAAUUUCCGCAAAGUCCUCCAUUACCCUCAAGUCCGUCAUUGCAAACAACAAGUUCCUUUGACAGCAGCAACUUCCACACUGGUCUCAGUGAUACUUCAGCAGGUACAAAGAAGUCGGGCGGUUUUUUUCGCCUUUUCAAAAAGGAUUCGAGGUCCGAUGGUGCAAGGAGUAACGAGGACCUUCCGAGUCGAGGGAAGACAUUAUACAGUCGCAGUGAAGACACUCCGGUGGAAACAGAGUCGGAGCCGGAACCUUUUGAUCCAUUGGAUGAAAUGGGUAUUUUGCCACCUCCAGAUUUUAUUCGUCCUAUGCCAGGGCAAAGACUUGUUCCCCGAGGAGAGCCAAAUGCACUUCGUAGAAUGACCUCAAGCCCAAUUGGAAACACACAAAUUGGAAGAGCCAGAGCCAGAGCUGCCGCCAGACUGAAUGAGUCAAUUUCUGAAGUCUUGGAGUCUGAUUGGCAGACUACCACUGACUGUGAUGAAGAGCAAUCAUCACCGGUUGAUUUAUCAUCAUUUUAUAAUGAGACUUCUCAAGAAUUUAAUGUCAUUACCGACCCAGAAGAGCAACAUGAAUUCAUUGCUGUAGCAUCAGCACCGGCUGGUGAUAAUGCUGCUAUUGCUGAAUGGACCAAUUACAUCAAGUCUUAUUCCUCGGGCUAUUUCAAUAUCUCGAAGCCCCCGGCUCCACCUCCACGCAGUGUGCAUUUUGAAUACUUGCCAGCAGUGUAUCCACAUGAUGAGGAAAGUCGAAUCACAAAGCAUUACUCCAUUGAUGCUCCCUGGACUCCGGAGUUAGGUGGUAAAACUAUUGCUUUGAUGGGAGCGGCAGCAAAACGAUUCCGCCUCAGUUGUGCUGCUGUCAGUGCUUUCGACGAAUGGCACGAGAUAUUGAGAGUUGAGGAUUGGCGGUUCGCAGGAAAUCCUUGGGUCACUGGCUCCCCCCAUAUUCGAUUGUUCGCUGCAGCACCGUUGAUCUCAGAUUCUGGAGAAAUAAUGGGCGUCUUUUCUAUUCACAGCAAACAACCUAGAUCUGAGUUCUCCCGAGUAGACAGACGAGAGCUUGCUGAGUUUGCAGCUCUAUCCGUUAAAGAUAUUUGCUUGCACGGCGAACGACAUUAUCGGAGCGUGUCUGCGGAGUCCGCUCUUCCUAAUGAUAAUUCUCCAGAGGCCUUUCGCCAAUAUUUAACGCCCACCCGAUCCCAAAAUUUUCCAGGCGCAGUGGAUCCUGAUAGCCGUCCAUAUUCUACAAGUGAUCUAACAUCGGUGGAUAUGCCACAGAACAACACACCAAAUGACACUUUCUAUUCUGACGACAGUUACAGCCAUUAUCAGUUGGACCUUGAUGGACCAACUACUCCAAAACAACCCCGAUUUGUCUUUCCAAAUACAGUUUAUCGUAAUCUUGGUCCCUCGACCAGCGGCAUCUCGUUAAAUAACAGCUUUGGUCGAUUGUACAUGGAAGGUGACAGCAUGGCAGGAAGCAAUUAUCACCAGGAGCUAUUGGAACCAGACGUUGCAAGACGCAGCACAUCACUCACCCGACCCUUCUCAACAAUUAGUUCAAAUUCAAUGAGAACUAGUUUUUCCAGUAAGAUUGGUGGACCAAAUCAAGGUGAUGAGAAUACUACAUCCAGUGCACCGCGAUCAAAUAUUGCGGAAGCAGCCUUUUCAUGCUCCUUCAGUGGCAGACAGUUUGGCUUCGAUCAGACAUAUGCUGUUCAAGUUGAUUGUCCAUACCCUGGCAUGUCGGACAGAGACCUUUUGGGACCUCAUGGUCUUAAUUUAAAGAUCUUGGCAUCUUAUGGUCUUCCUUAUGGCUAUGAGUCUGAGCUUAAUAGGAACUUAUCUUUGAAGACAGCUUUCCUGAAGGGCUUGCGCACUAAUGAGUUCUGUCAUAUUUGGGCUCAAGACGAGACAUCGGAAACUCAUCGACAGGAAGGCUCAUUAGACUUUGGGGUAUUGAUGCCAUUAUGUCCUUUGAGUCAAACCAGAUCUCGCGAUCAUGGAAUUGUUUAUGCCAUGUUCAAGAAAGUGAACUUGUCUUCACACAACAACCUUCAGCGAACUGAUGUUGAUCUACAUGGGUUGAGGUGUGCGGCUAACUCAAUGACAAUUCUUCUUUUUAAUCUCGAAAUUGGGGAUGUUGAAACUCAAUCAUUUGCCAAGCAGAAGGUACAAAGACAAGGCACACCAACUAUCAUUGGUGCUACUGAAGUUGGCCGGAUCUACUAUAGUAGACGUCCGCCUUCGGCAUACAGCAGACAUUCUUCCUUUUGA
Sclerotinia sclerotiorum 1980 UF-70 is the source of this 2454-nucleotide messenger RNA. RefSeq lists its product with no specific name. The record is from RefSeq and is a predicted model, not a curated record. Lineage: Eukaryota; Fungi; Ascomycota; Leotiomycetes; Helotiales; Sclerotiniaceae. The transcript has 5 exons. The coding region runs from base 1 to 2454 and encodes 817 amino acids.